Tribolium madens (black flour beetle) is the source of this 1120-nucleotide messenger RNA. Its product is annotated as beta-sarcoglycan. Gene Ontology annotation, cellular component: sarcoglycan complex; sarcolemma. Gene Ontology annotation, biological process: muscle organ development. The transcript has 2 exons. The record is from RefSeq and is a predicted model, not a curated record. NCBI's taxonomy places the organism in Eukaryota, Metazoa, Arthropoda, Insecta, Coleoptera, Tenebrionidae. Bases 91 to 1056 code for a protein of 321 amino acids.
GCGCCACUGGUUCAAUAUAGACCACGACGCCUAGCACAUGCGUCGCGACGCCUCCAGUCUCCCAUCGACCAUCCUCGUGUGCAAAACAACAUGACCACAUCCCCAACAUCCGAAAUAUUCUCGGACGAAGUCGACUCAAUCUCAAUCCGGGACAAAGCCCUCCUCAAACGCUCCGUCUCCAAACACCACAACAACAACUUCAAAGCUGGCUACGUCCCCGUCCACGAGCAACACCUCACCAAAACGGGCCUUCGCGGGCGGAAAACCUUCGCAUUUUGGACCCUAGUCGCCCUACUUUUCAUCCUCGCGGUCGGAAACCUCCUACUUACCAUCACCAUUCUGGGCGUUUUGCGUCUGGGACAAGGCAUGGAAAGCAUCGAGUUGGUGCCCGACGAGUACGCGGUGAAGUUUUUCGGCCUCACCGACUUGGGACACAUGUACAAACGCAACGGCAAGAUCGAAGGCUUCAAAGACGAGCCCGUGCAAAUCACAAGUGAGGAAAGUGCCGUCUUACUCAACCUCAUGUCUUUGCGGAACGGCCGCCCCAGCAACCAGGUGCGCAUCACCAAAAACGGGACCACUUUCUGGGGCUUCGACUCCUUCCACGUCAGGAAUAAACACGACACGGUUUUUAGUACAGACACGCCGAAUUUUCGCUCCCUAAAGGGGGCCAAUGAUUUCGACGCGAAAAGCCUCUUCACCAAUCGGAUUGCCAGCCCCCUGCAUGCCAAACUCAAAGUGGAAGGGCGCAUUUUGACCUUUAAAGGUUCCGAAGGGACGAGGAUGGAUGGGAAGGAUAUUUUCUGGAGCGCUGAUCAAGACAUUUAUUUGAAAACUAACAACGGAUCGAUUGUUUUGAGCGGAAACGAUGGGACUUUUAUCGAUGUUAGGAGAAUCCCUAUUGCGACAGUCAGGAAUACCAACUAUGUCACUUCUCAAUACAAAGUUUGCGUUUGUAUGCCUGAAGGGAAACUGUUCCGGAUUCCAGUCCCCAGUGGGCCCAACCCUAGAGUGUUUUGCCACCAUAUCAACACCCAACAUAAUCCCUGCAUGUAGAUGAUGAUAAUAAUAAUAAUAAUAAUAGACUGUGUUUUUACCAAAUAAAUGUCUUUAGAAAUUA